Nematolebias whitei (Rio pearlfish) is the source of this 1484-nucleotide messenger RNA. RefSeq names its product sosondowah ankyrin repeat domain family member Ab (gene sowahab). The transcript has a single exon. Gene Ontology annotation, molecular function: protein binding. Lineage: Eukaryota; Metazoa; Chordata; Actinopteri; Cyprinodontiformes; Rivulidae. The record is from RefSeq and is a predicted model, not a curated record. Bases 1 to 1338 code for a protein of 445 amino acids.
AUGGAUCUGACGCAGGAGUCCAUCCUCUCCCUUCUGAUCGCCGAGGGAGGCCAAGUGAAAAAAUCCGAGUUGUUGGCCAAGUUCAAGGCUUCCGUAGACUGCGUGGAUCCCGCGGAGAAGGAGCGCAACAGGGAGCUGUUCAAGACUUUCGUCAACAAUGUCGCCUUCGUCAAAGAGAUCGACGGCGCCCGAUGCGUUGUCCUCAAGAAAAACUACAAGCAUUUGCUCCGAGAGGAGGAGAGUCACGUGGGGGGGAGUGAGGGUAAAGAGAUCAGGCUGACUGGUGAGGAGAAGGCUGAAGACCCAGGAGGAGCAGAGGAGGGGGGCCCGGCUGCCUCCCAGGUUGAAGAGGAUCCUGAAGAGUCCUCUGUGGUCCACCUGGCUCUGCAGAGGAGCAAAUCUGACCAUGUGAAAAUGAAAAGGGCGCUGAAUUUUGACAUCAACAAGGAGGAACAAGAAAAAGAGAAUCGUUCGAGAGGGGCGGCGGUGUCUUCCAACAAGAGCAGACCCUACGCCUUGCCUCUCCGAAUGCCACCCAGUGCUACAAAAGUCGAGAUUCACAAGCUGAAGGCGGACGAGCUUCCUGAGAUUUCAAACGUGGACACGUUCAAGAACAAGAAGAGGCUUUCCUCGGUGGAAUCGGGCAGGGCGGUGAAGAAGGCGUCCGAGGAGGCCAGGGUGGACUCCAAGAGGUCCUCCCUGUAUCCCCUCGAGCAGGCAGAGCACGACUGGCUCGUGAAUUGCGCCGCCGGUCACUGGAAUCAGGUUUACGGCCUGCUGCUGAACGACUUCCAGCGGAUCGAGAAGAAGGACUUCAUGUCUGGGUUCACUGUUCUGCACUGGGCUGCCAAGACUGGGAACAGCCACAUGCUCAUGAAAUUUAUCGACGCGUCCAGGAAGGAGGGAGUGGACGUGGACAUCAAUGUCAAAUCCCACGGAGGAUACACUCCGUUACACAUCGCCGCCCUGCACGACCAGGAGUGCAUCAUGGCCACGCUGGUGGCGGAGUACGGAGCCAGUACGAGCGUGCGGGACAACUGCGGGAAGAGGGCCCACCACUACCUGCACAAAGGCAUCUCUCCGACUGUGAGGGAGAUGAUGGGAGCACCCAAAGCCCAACAACAAGCGCACUCUAAGGUUCUUCAGAAAGACGAGCUGGACCCGUUGCCGGAUCACUCAAAGAGCCUGCAUUCGAUAAGCCGACUCUUCCAGCCGAGCACCCCGGGCCUAAAGAAGAAGAGUCACAGAUCGGGGCUUUACUCUCUGGGCGAGGAACGCGAGGAGGGAGAUCCAGGCUCCUACAGACCCAGAACCAUGUCCAGCGCUUCCAUGUAUUGACUGAACUUUUUUUUGUUGUUGCUUCUCACAUUCCUCAGAUUUCACUCUUAAAUCGUUGUUUUCCUGCUUCGUCUUCUAAUAAUAUUUGGGAACGCAUUACAAAAAGGCGACUUUUUGUCAGGGGUCUGGCACCUGCAACUCUAGGG